Messenger RNA from Fulvia fulva, 873 nucleotides. RefSeq lists its product as uncharacterized. The transcript has 3 exons. Bases 1 to 873 code for a protein of 290 amino acids. The record is from RefSeq and is a predicted model, not a curated record. Lineage: Eukaryota; Fungi; Ascomycota; Dothideomycetes; Mycosphaerellales; Mycosphaerellaceae.
AUGGAGCUUCCACAGAGACCAAACAACAACCGAGGCCGUGCGCGAAAAUGUUUGUGCAUUGGUCUGCCAAUGCUGGUCGUGGCCUUGCUUCUUGUCAUCAUCGUUCCUACUGCAGUGAUCCUCAAGAAAGACCAUGACGGCUCAAUCGGCUUGCCCGCGACAGUUCUUCUUCCAUUGUACUUGUAUCCGACCGACGACGCCUGGGAGCCGUUGUACAAGGCCAUCGAGAAAGCGCCCAAGCUCAACUUCACCGUCAUCGUAAACCCCAACAACGGCCCAGGCGGCAUGACCGAUCUGAUGCACUUCAAGCCAGCACUGCAGAAGCCCGCCGCUUUUCCAAACGUCCAGACCAUCGGAUACGUUCCCACGGAGAACGGUACCAGAGCUACGACUGCGGUUCAACGAGACGUCCUGCAGUAUUCGGUCUGGUCGAACAUGCCGCUUAACUGCACGCUGAAUGGCAUUUUCUUCGAUGAGACGCCGUAUGUGAGGGGCAAUCAGACUGAGGAUUAUCUUACUAUCAUCAAUGGCUGGGCGAAGGGGGCGAAUGGCAUAGAGAGUCCCAAGACGAUCAUCCACAAGCCAGCUGGUAUUCCAGAUUAUGGUUCUCCCCUGGACGCCGUUACAGUCUUUGAAGAUCCAUACUCGGCACUGGGAAGCUUUCUGAAUGCGAACGCCCCAGCGUCUCCUGCUCGCGGUCUCUGCAGCUUCAUGAUCAACUCAGUGCCUGAAUCAGCCAGCAUGACAGAUCUCGUGAAGGCGCUUAGUAAGCGUGGCAAGUAUCUCUUCGCCACCGACUUGGCAGAAACAGAUGGCAAGAGCUUCGGUGGGAGGUGGGAGGAGUUCGUUGACGCAAUGGAGGAGACGGCUUGA